Messenger RNA from Agelaius phoeniceus (red-winged blackbird), 1111 nucleotides. RefSeq names its product ATP23 metallopeptidase and ATP synthase assembly factor homolog (gene ATP23). Gene Ontology annotation, molecular function: metalloendopeptidase activity. The record is from RefSeq and is a predicted model, not a curated record. Gene Ontology annotation, biological process: mitochondrial protein processing; mitochondrial proton-transporting ATP synthase complex assembly. NCBI's taxonomy places the organism in Eukaryota, Metazoa, Chordata, Aves, Passeriformes, Icteridae.
CGGGCCCCGCGGCCCCCGGCAGGCGCGGGCCCGUACGGCCGGACAUGGGGCACGGGGAGGCGGAUUCGCCGCCGGCGGCAGAGAAGAAAGGGGCGGAGGAGGAGGAGGAGGAUGAUUUCGGCUACCGGCUCUUCCCGGACCGGAAUAAGAAGCCGCAGAGCUUCCUGGUCCGCAGCCUCUUCACCUUCCACAAUAAGUGCCAGCUGAUGCUGAGGCUCACCCUGGAAACGAAUCCAUAUGCUCGACUUCUUCUUGAGGCUCUGAAGCAAUCUGGUUGCACUGUCUUCCAUGACCGUCACUUUUCUUGUGAAAACUGUGAUGGCUGUGUCGGUGGAGGUUUUGAUGCUGCCACAUCUCAGAUUGUUCUGUGUCAGAACAACAUUCGCCGACAGUCCCAUAUGAACCGGGUGGUCACACAUGAAUUGAUUCAUGCAUUUGAUCACUGCCGUGCACAUGUUGACUGGUUUAAAAAUGUCAAACACUUAGCAUGUUCAGAGAUUCGAGCUGCUAAUCUCAGUGGAGACUGUACUUUGAUGAAUGAAAUAGCCAGGUUUAAAUUUGGAUUGAAAGGGCACCAUCAGACUUGUGUACGAGACAGAGCAAUUCGUUCCAUUCUGGCUGUUAGAAAAGUUAGCAAAGAAACAGCAGAAAAAGCUGUGGAUGAAGUUUUUGAUGCCUGCUUCAAUGAUCUGGAACCUUUUGGAAGAAUCCCACAUAGCAAGGCAGAUGCAAAACGUGCUUACAGAGACUUUCAGAACAGAGAUCGCUAUACUGCUAAUUUGUAAGGGUGGGUGAGAAAUUACAUUAAUGCCUGAUUGUUCAAUAACAUCUGGAGUUGCAGUCUAUGCCCACAGUGCACGUGGAAAGGGCAAAUCUAUCAAGCGUAUUAAUUAAUUUUUUAGACAUUUUUUGUGAGCCAUCUUCCAUGGAAGUAAAUGGGGUAAAUGAACAAGACUAAAAAUGGUGCUUGCUCACCUGUUAUUCCAGAAAGAUUAUUUAGUAUGCCAAAUGACUCGUCAAAUACAAUGCAAUGUGCUUUUUUCACUCUGACUGACUGGGACUUGGUUUUUGAAAUUUUGUUGCCAUUGAAUAAAUCUUUCCAUUAAAUCUU